Octodon degus (degu) is the source of this 444-nucleotide messenger RNA. It is a transcript of the gene Trmt112, whose product is annotated as tRNA methyltransferase subunit 11-2. The record is from RefSeq and is a predicted model, not a curated record. The annotation marks the transcript as partial. The transcript has 2 exons. Gene Ontology annotation, biological process: peptidyl-glutamine methylation; rRNA (guanine-N7)-methylation; tRNA methylation. NCBI's taxonomy places the organism in Eukaryota, Metazoa, Chordata, Mammalia, Rodentia, Octodontidae. Gene Ontology annotation, molecular function: protein heterodimerization activity.
UUUUACAUAUGACUUGCAUAUUACGUAUGAUUUAUUGCAAGCGAAGUUUGGUUUGAGCCAUAGUAACCCCCGCAGAGACGCUUCCAGUAGAAAAGCAAGGAAGGAUCAGAUCAUCUACAUAGCUGUGUUCCGUUAAGCACCAAAAGUUCCAGCAAAUUCGCCACUUCCGGUUCCCCGAGACGUCCAAUAACGCAAAGAGAGCGGCCCCGGAAAUGACGCAUGGGGGCAGUCUUUUCCGGUUCUGACUUGGGGAUCAAGUGUGGCGACAUGAAACUGCUCACCCACAAUCUCCUGAGCUCCCAUGUGCGGGGGGUGGGGCCCCGUGGCUUCCCCCUGCGCCUCCAGGCUACCGAGGUCCGCAUCAAUCCUGUGGAGUUCAACCCAGACUUCGUGGCUCGGAUGAUUCCUAAAGUGGAGUGGGCGGCGCUUUUGGAGGCGGCGGAU